This is a messenger RNA of Naegleria lovaniensis, 1893 nucleotides long. RefSeq lists its product as uncharacterized. NCBI's taxonomy places the organism in Eukaryota, Heterolobosea, Eutetramitea, Acrasida, Naegleriidae. Bases 1 to 1893 code for a protein of 630 amino acids. Gene Ontology annotation, molecular function: ATP binding; protein kinase activity. The record is from RefSeq and is a predicted model, not a curated record. Gene Ontology annotation, cellular component: spindle pole; nucleus; centrosome. Gene Ontology annotation, biological process: mitotic cell cycle; protein phosphorylation; regulation of cytokinesis. The transcript has 5 exons.
AUGUUUUCAUCGAGGCUUCAUUCCGAGUCAUGUCCAAUGAAUCAACACGGAAAGAGUGAUGAUGUGUUGAAUAUUAAAUUACAUCCUUCCUCCAAUUCAUCAACAACUACAACACUCAAUAAUAGUACAUGUCAAAAUAACUAUGGCAGCAACAACAACAACACUUCUCCCAGUUCAAAAACAACAAGAAGAUCAUCAACCGAUUAUUCUUUAUCACCAUCCAUGGUACUGCUGACGAAUACACCAAAAAACCUUGAUACCAAAACACAACGAAGGCAAUCUUCCUCAGCGGCUUCUCUACUUUCCACAAGUAGUACACAUUCCGAUUCAAUAAUAUCUCUUUUUAAAAACAUGGGAAAGGGACUUUCAUCGUCCAACACGAGUAUAAAAAACAAGGAGGAUCACAACACUGUGGCUCAAAGUAAUGACUCACCAAAUUCAGUCAAAAAUCAAUUGUCACCACCAUCGUCAUCAACCAGACCAUUCUUUUCAUCACAAACAAAUAUUAUUAAUUCUCCGUCACGUAAAAAUUACUUCAACUUUGACGAAACAAAAUAUGAAAAUUCUUGCAAGAAAGCCAUCGAAGCUGGAGAACCUAUUUUAAAGAUAACUCUGAAGGACGCAAAGGACAAGAAACUUGCUACAGGUCAAUUGUAUUAUUAUGUAGAAAUUGAAAUAUUGCAAUCAUCAAAAAGAGAAUGUUUAAAAAGCUGUGUUAAACAAGGAGAAGAAACUGUGACAUGGAACGAAGAGUUUUAUGUCUCAAUUUCUCCCUCGAUAGAAGAGACAUUUUCUAUUUCUCUUUGGUCGUCUAUUGAUGCCACCACCACAGAAAAUGCUCAACGGAUAGGUCAAUCUCAAUUCGACACUAAAACUCUUGUGAAAGGGGAAGAAAAAUUAAUAGCUAUAACCUUGAGCAACAACAGUACUAUUCUGGAAAUUUCAUUGACACCAUUUAACUUUGGAGUUGUUGCUCCACAUGAACCUCAUUCGCCGCACGAUGACAUUCCAAUCGCUGCUAAACCUGUUGAUGGUGUUUAUAAUUCUAGAUAUAAAGUUUGUGGCCGAAUAGGAAAAGGUAAUUUUGGAACUGUGGUGAAAGUGAAAGACUUGCAAGAUGGAAAAGAAAAAGCCAUGAAAAUUGUACCAUGUUCCAAUCUUAGCGAAUCAAGUCAAGCGUAUCGAGAAGCCACAACAACAAAACAAAUUAAGCAUGAAAAUCUUGUUGAAUAUUUGGAUAUCUUCAUCAGCAGGUCUGAAGUUCCAGGAACAAACAUUACACAAUUUGAUAUAUGUCUAGUCAUGCCAAUUUAUGUAAAGGGAGAUUUAUAUGCAAUGGUAGAUGCUCGAUCCUCCACGACGGGAAAGCGAUAUAUUACCCCAAAUAUGCUUGUAGAGAAGAUUUAUGAAUUUGCAAAGGGGUUGGAAUGCUUACAUUUGCAUAAUAUUGUUCACAGAGAUAUGAAGUUGAAAAACACCUUUUUUGAUGAAACAUACAGAGUCAAAAUUGGAGAUUUUGGAUUUUCGAGAUUUGUACAUGAUGGAGAGAAAGCUCAUACUAUUUGUGGCUCACCCAAUUACACAGCUCCAGAAAUUGAAAAUUCUGCUGGAUAUGGCAAAGAAGUUGAUAUUUGGAGCUUGGGGGUGAUGAUUUAUGAAAUGGCCACACUUAAUAUCAAGAGAUCUCAUCUUUCAGCCAGAACAGAUUUCGAAUCAUACAUUAGUACAUUGUGUUCAGAAGUGAUGCAGGCUUACAAAGACAAAUCAAUUCAUGAACCUCUGAUAGAACUGCUUAAAGGAACAAUUGCUCUUAAUCCUCAAGAUAGAUGGAGCGCAUCUCAAUGUGUGCUGUUUCUUAAAAAAUUGAGAGAGCAAAUAAACGUAACCAAGUAA